Echinostoma caproni is the source of this 531-nucleotide messenger RNA. NCBI's taxonomy places the organism in Eukaryota, Metazoa, Platyhelminthes, Trematoda, Plagiorchiida, Echinostomatidae. The record is from the annotation of a GenBank genome assembly.
GUCACAGCACUGCACCCGGAACAACUCAGUGCCCGCCUGGUACUCCGACUCGCUCGAUUUGCCCGACUUCUGAUACUGGACGGUUUGAGCUAUAGCGAACGCAACCCCUCGAAAGAAACAACCGCGACAGACCCGAAGUCCAAGGAUACAACCCGAGCUCAUGAGGCACGAACUAAACACAAAAUAUUAGCCGAUCGUCUCUUCGACAGUUUGCCCUUGCUUUCCGUCAGUGCUCAACUUCGAGAACGAACAAUUGAACAAUCGAAACGUUUUGAUUUCAGACCCAGAAGAAAUAGUAGUCACGUUCCCCGAGCCGUAGGCCCAGAACGACAGUGCAAGGACUCCGCCAAACCAAUUGGAUCUUGCGGAACACUGGAACCCUCAUCAGGUAUAGCGGAGCACAAAUGGUCCUCCAAUUAUGUGGAAAUUCCCGACGGUGAUUCUUCUCGCAAAUCUUCGUUGGAAGCUCUCUUAGCAAUGGAUCAUCGAGAUGGAAGUUUUGCAAACGCUUUGAAUCGGUACGUUAUUUAA